GCCGCGCUCCGCUCCCUCCGCCCCGCUCGCACUGUUUGGGAGCAACCGGCCGAGCCAGCGGCGCCCCGGCCCCGCCAGCGCAGCGCGGACCGGCCGAGCGCACCCAGCCCGGCGCGACCCCCGGCGCUCUCCCUCCCUCCUCGCCAUGUCCCUCAAGCAAGCGGCGGCGGCGGCGCAGCCCGCCGGCAACAACCGCAAGCCCCCCGGCGGCGGCGGCCCCGGCCUCCCGUCAGCCGCGGGGAGGCAGAACAUGGGCAGAGGCCGCAGCAGUGGCAAAGGACCACCUCAGCCUACGAUUUCUUUUGAUGGCAUCUAUGCAAACAUGAGAAUGGUUCACAUACUCACAUCAGUUGUUGGAUCCAAAUGUGAAGUACAGGUGAAAAAUGGUGGUAUAUAUGAAGGAGUUUUUAAAACCUACAGUCCUAAGUGUGAUUUGGUGGUUGAUGCUGCUCAUCGGAAAACUGCAGAAUCCAGUUUGGGGCCAAAACGUGAGGACAUCCUAGAGAGUAUCUUGUUCAAGUCUUCAGACUUUGUUAUGGUGCAUUUUAAGGAUAUGGAUACCAAUUAUGCCAGAAGAGAUGCUUUUACUGAUUCAGCCAUCAGUGCUAAAGUUAAUGGAGAGCACAAGGAAAAGGAUCUGGAGCCAUGGGAUGGAGGAGAGAACACGGCUUCUGAGGAGCUGGAGGCACUGGAGACUGAUGUUUCUAAUGGAUGGGAUCCCAAUGACAUGUUUCGUUACAAUGAAGAAAAUUAUGGUGUAGUGUCAACUUAUGACAGCAGUUUAUCUUCUUAUACGGUGCCAUUAGAAAGAGAUAAUUCAGAAGAGUUUUUAAAACGGGAAGCCAGAGCAACUCAAUUAGCAGAGGAAAUUGAAUCAAGUGCCCAAUACAAAGCUCGGGUUGCCUUGGAAAAUGAUGAAAGGACAGAAGAAGAAAAAUAUACUGCUGUUCAGAGAAAUGCUAAUGAAAGAGAAGGACAUGGUGUGAACACUAGAGAAAAUAAAUACAUUCCACCUGGACAGAGGAACAGAGAUGUCAUGUCCUGGGGAAGUGGAAGGCAAAACUCACCGAGGAUGGGCCAGUCUGGAUCAGGCCCACCAAUCUCCAGGUCUGGAUCCCACACUUCAGAAUUCAGCCCUAACUCUGGAGCAGAUCAGAGAGUAGUUAACGGAGGUGUUCCCUGGCCAUCGCCUUGCCCAUCUCCUUCCUCUCGCCCACCUUCUCGCUACCAGUCAGGUCCCAACUCUCUUCCACCUCGGGCAGCCACCCCUACACGGCCGCCCUCCAGGCCCCCCUCGCGGCCCUCCAGGCCCCCGUCUCACCCCUCUGCUCAUGGUUCUCCAGCUCCUGUCUCUACUAUGCCUAAACGCAUGUCUUCAGAAGGGCCUCCACGGAUGUCUCCAAAGGCUCAACGGCACCCUCGAGGUCACAGAGUCUCUACUGGUAGGGGUACAAUUUCAAGUGGCUUAGAAUUUGUAUCUCAUAAUGCACCUGGGGAAGCAUCUACUGCUGCAGUGGCACGAGGCAGCCCUUCAGGUGGGACGUGGUCAUCAGUUGUCAGUGGGGCUGCCUCUCCUACACCUGCCAGCCCUGCAUCCAACAGAGCAGUCACCCCUUCCAAUGAAGCUAAAGAUACCAGGCUUCAGGACCAGAGGCAAAAUUCUGCAGCUGGAAACAAGGAGAAUAUAAAGCCAAGUGAGACUUCUCCUAGUUUUUCUAAACCUGAAAACAAAGGUGUCUCUCCAAUUGUUUCAGAGCAUAGAAAACAGAUUGAUGAUUUAAAGAAAUUUAAGAAUGACUUUAGGUUACAGUCCAGUUCCUCUUCAGAUGCAGUGGAUCAGCUGCUGAACAAAACCCGAGAAGGUGAAAAAUCAAGGGAUGUAGUUAAAGAAAAGACAGAAUCCACCCCUAAAGAAUCUAUCAUAGAAGCUGGCAGUAACACCAACUCCAAUGGUGGCAGUAGCAAACCCAACAGUCCCAGUAUUUCUCCUUCCAUGAGUAACAGCUCUGAGCAAAAGCGAGGGCCUGAGGUGACCUCCCAAGGUGUGCAGACAUCUGGGCCUGGAAGUAAACAAGACAAAGAGGAUAAAGAAGAGAAGAAGGAUACUUCUGAGCAAGUUAGAAAAUCAACACUUAAUCCUAAUGCUAAAGAGUUCAACCCCCGAUCUUUUGCUCAACCGAAACCUUCUACUACACCAACCUCCCCUCGUCCUCAAGCUCAGCCCAGCCCCUCCAUGGUGGGGCACCAGCAGCCAACCCCCGUGUACACUCAGCCUGUUUGUUUUGCACCAAAUAUGAUGUACCCGGUUCCAGUGAGUCCAGGCGUGCAGCCUUUGUAUCCUAUUCCCAUGACGCCCAUGCCAGUGAACCAAGCCAAGACAUAUAGAGCAGGUAAAGUACCAAAUAUGCCCCAGCAGCGGCAAGACCAACACCACCAGAGCACCAUGAUGCAUCCUGCCUCUGCAGCAGGCCCUCCAAUUGUAGCUACUCCACCUGCUUACUCUACACAAUAUGUUGCAUAUAGCCCCCAACAGUUUCCUAAUCAGCCUCUUGUGCAGCAUGUGCCACACUACCAAUCUCAGCAUCCUCAUGUUUAUAGCCCUGUAAUACAGGGCAACGCUAGGAUGAUGGCCCCACCAGCACACGCACAGCCGGGUUUAGUAUCUUCCUCUGCAACACAGUACGUUUCCACUGGCUCACUUGCUCAGCAGUAUGCCCACCCUAAUGCUACCCUGCACCCGCAUCCUCCGCAUCCUCAGCCUUCUGCCACCCCAACUGGCCAGCAGCAAAGCCAACAUGCUGGAAGCCACCCUGCUCCAAGCCCCGUGCAGCACCACCAGCACCAGGCUGCCCAGGCCCUGCACCUGGCCAACCCCCAGCAGCAGUCGGCGAUUUACCACGCAGGUCUAGCUCCAACCCCUCCUUCCAUGACGCCAGGCUCCAACACGCAGUCUCCACAAAACAAUUUUCCUACAGCACAACAAACAGUCUUCACCAUUCAUCCCUCCCAUGUUCAACCUGCAUAUACCAAUCCGCCACACAUGGCCCAUGUCCCCCAGGUAAACACAGUUUAACAACCUUCAAGACUAAAUGUCUUAAUGCCACAAGAGUUAGGACAGUCGGGCCUGCUGAAGUGAUUGCCAAUCUGUCACCUCUCAGCACAGACUUACCUGUUGUUGUUCUUUAGGUUUCUGUCUGUACAUUGCCUUUAUUUAGAGUUUGACACAGUGUGUUUGGACCUCAGCUUCCAACACCUAGUGCAUCUGCAACUGUAGUUUAAUGAAGACAUCUUAAGCUGGCACUGCUACUGAAAUAAAUUGAGCUCUCUUCCCAGUUCCUGGCUCCCAUCCUUGUCCCUGCCCCACCACUGUGCUCACAGAACUGCUUGGCCGUGGAGCAGACCAGGCUGGGGACACGAUUCAGCUGAAAUUUGCCUCCCCUACCCCCUUCUUAGGCUAUUUCUUGGUCAAAUUGGUUCCCUGCUCAGUCAGGUGCCUGAUCCCAGGAAGAGCUGGCAUACAGAAAGGUUGGAGGUGGGAGCUGAGUGCAGAAAGGCUGAAUUGCUGCUUUUGGUGGCAGUUUCAGGCUCUGCAUUGUAGACAAAUUUUAUACAAAUACAUCCAGAAAAGGACAUGACAGGAUUUCCAGGGAGUAGCAAGGCAGUGCAGGGAGAGAGGAGAGAGUUAAGGUGACUGCAGGACAAUCCUUGCAGAAAGGAUCCUCUGUGUGUGUGGUGUGUGUGUGUGUUGUUCUAAAUGAACUGCUUGUGCUGAAGAUUCCCAAAGAUUGUUGGUUGGGCAACCUAAAACAACAGUCUUUGCUUCAGAAUCAGAAACCCACUUCUCUUAACUGCUCUCUUGUGGUCAGCUCCCUGAGAAGAAGGAUUUGGGGAAGGGAAGCACAUGAUAGAUUAAUCAAGAGCUCUGUGUAAAGCAGUGUGACACAGAUUUUCUGAUGUUUACUAAAUCUCCUGGAUUUAGUGUCCUUUGUCAAGGAAUGGGCAGUUCAAUCAGUAAUUUGCCUGCACAAUUUCUUCUUCAGACCAAGAAUUUGGUGCCUGCCUUCUCAUACAGGUUAACAAUAGUUUGGGGUAAAGUGACUAACUGUGAUUAGGGAUGUUGAUCUGACAGGUGUCCCUUGCAGAAUUCUGAUAAAAUCUUUGCUUUGGUCCCUGGGACAGUCAGUUAAGCCAAUGAAUCAAUAGUUUUUUAGGAAUCGUUUUACUGAUGUUGAAUUUUUAGCUUUUUGAUGCUUUUAGGCUUUUUAUUUCUCUGCUUUUUUUUGGGAAGAGGAUAAGGAGAGGAUGGCCAAAGCUGUUCAUUGCUGGGGCAUCUUGGCACAUCCUCCCCUUCUCUGGUUUCUGUCAGAAACAAGACUCCUGCUCUGCUCUGCUCUGCUCUGGUGUGAAGGCACUGCUGUGAAUGCCUGGGUUGUGUUUAGAGCUUCUCAGAGGGGUCUUGGAUUAGUGCAUGUCCAGUGCUCUGAUUUGAAACCUGAAACAUUUGCUUAAAGGCCAUGAAAGGGUAAAGCUGUGCCUGAAUUGUGCCCUGGCCAGGCCAGGGAUGCAGGAUGUGACCAUUGCCUUCCUUUCUGUGUGCCAAGCAAACCAAAUUCAACAAAUCAGAUGCAACUUUGAGUCAGAACUGACUGCUCAGGCAGGAUUUUUAGCAAUCACAGACUAAGCCUGCCUUGCCCUUGAUUUUAACUUGUGCAGUCUCUUCUGCAAUUUUUUUUUUAGAAUGGAAGCUGCAAUUUGUGAUAUUUACACCAAACUAAUUGACUUUCCCAAUGAAGUAGUUCCCUCAAAAAUCUCUAGUGAAGGAAUAACUACAGUUUUGUCAGAAAUUUUAAAUGCAUGUAAUUAUUCCAUCGUGGGGAAACUAAUCACUGGAUUUAAUAGUUUUUAGCAGCCUCAUUCCCAGCUUCUAAACACAAUUCUGAAAUACCACAUAGUAAGAAUUCCAGUCAGGCCAACACAGGGGAUCAAUCCAAUUUCCCUUCAGGUUAUCAGAUGAAUCUUGAGCUGGUAGAUAUCUCACUUGAGAACCAGUAUUUUAAAAUUCAUUACAGAGUGCUGUCAGCUGCCAAUUUGCAAAAUGUUUGAGCCACAGCAGAAAAAUUUUAUCCACUGUGUGUAUUGACUCCAGCUGCUCUAUGAAUAGCUGCUUUAUGAUGAUGGCUUCUACAAUAGCAUGUUUGUCAAAGUCAACGUGGAGCCAGUCCUGGGAGGUAUUUCUGUUCCACAGCCUGAUCUCCUAAAUCUUUUUUAGAGCAAGAGUGAGAUUUGAAUUGCAGUUCCUGCCUUUAAAGGCUUCUGGGGUGCUACUAACACGUGCAAGUCUGAUCAAAGAGUUUGGGAAUGUCUGUGAUGAGUCAAGUAACCCUUUUUGUCUUUAAGAAAUAAAAUUCUAGCCACUA
Messenger RNA from Oenanthe melanoleuca, 5417 nucleotides. RefSeq names its product ataxin 2 (gene ATXN2). The transcript is spliced from 22 exons. Bases 146 to 3073 code for a protein of 975 amino acids. Gene Ontology annotation, molecular function: RNA binding. Gene Ontology annotation, cellular component: cytoplasmic stress granule. Gene Ontology annotation, biological process: cytoplasmic stress granule assembly. The record is from RefSeq and is a predicted model, not a curated record. Lineage: Eukaryota; Metazoa; Chordata; Aves; Passeriformes; Muscicapidae.